GCACGCCUAUUGCUGUCUUCGGAGUAUGGUCGGUGAAGAUGCGCCGCCCUGCGAUGUACAUGUCGGUACGGAUGAUAUAGGGAGCCGAAGAUAAGAGAUUCCUGGCCUGACGGAGUUAUGGUGUGGGAAACAUGCCAGAUCUUUUUCCCGUUCGAAGACAACAAGCCUCCCCAUACUUAAGGAGAGAAUUCUGCACCCAAUGUGAAGACGACGCGGAUUUCUGGCCUUGCACGGAAGAACAACUGAUCUAAGGAACCCCCUCUCCCCUAGUCCUGUCACUCACUCCUCUCGAUCUACUGUUGUAAUGAAAGGAUUCGCUGCCGCUCUAGCGCUGCUUUCAUUCGCCAACGGAGCCGUCGCCAAUGCAGAGCUUCAUUGCUCGGAUUGUAUCUUCUUUACGCCUUUGACGGUCACCACUGAUUCCGUGCAUAAUGUUCACGUCAGUUACGGCGAUGAUUCUUUCGAGGGCGAGGUCCGCCUUGUUUAUGGCUCUUGCGAGAUGGGAUCAAUAAACGAGAUGCAACACGAAGUUGGAACGACUUUCUUACACCGUUCGAUACGCCCCGAGCGCUUCGUCUGGGUCGUCCCCGAGGAUGCGGUGCAUGGAUGCUGUCUGCAUGCCUUUUCCGGAUCUUCCCUCAUUGGGCGAUCAGCACCUGUUACCGUCAAGCAAAAUCUCAGGAAAAGGGAGGAUAUCUCGGCGGUGGCGGAUGUGACUGGUCCUUGGUUCGAUGGGGUUGCUUAUAUGCGAGCUAAGCAAAACAACGCUUCAUUUGUGGCCGCCUCCAAAACCAAGAAGAUUGCCAUUGUCGGUGGAGGGCCUUCAGGCUUGAUGACGAGCUUGCUCCUUGACUCGGUGGGCAUUCACGACUGGCAUAUCACGGAGUCUUCACAGCGAAUCGGUGGCCGUAUUCGAACCAAGUACCUCGCUGGGACCACACCAGACGAAUACCAGUACCAGGAGAUGGGACCAAUGAGGUUUCCAGUUUCGGUGAAAUAUGCAGAUACGAACGAAACUUUGGACAUCCAGGACCACAAGAUGGUAUUCCAGCUGGGAGCCACCCUCAAUGAGAUGAAUGGGAAUGACAGCGAGCUCGCAGUCAACUUCAUUCCAUGGAUACAAAGCAGCCCGAAUGUACCAGCAAACUCCAACGGAUACCGUCUACCGAAUGGGCGCAUCCCGAGCGCUUCUCAGAUCAAAGCCAACUCGUCACUGAGACUGCCCGCAGCGGCACCGUCUGAUCCAGACGCGGCAGAGCAAGCGGAAGAGGCAUCAAAUGCAUUCUUGGGCGAUACGCCGGAGGAGAUGCGCAACAUAUCAAUCAACAUAUACAAGGCCCACAAAGAAGCCAUCGAGAAAGGGCUCUUCCAAUGGUCUGAAACUGCCUACCUUAAGUACCACCUCAACAUGAGCGCGGACACAGUCGACUACGUUGCCGGUUCAGGCAACAACGGUGAGUACUGGGGCGAUUUGUACGAAGAUGUCUACUUUGCAGCCACCACUUGGCGCACCAUCGACAAGGGUCUGGAAUCCAUCCCUAGGGCCUUUCUACCACAUGUCAAGGACCGCCUGACGCUCGGCCGAAAGGUCGACGGUUUGAAGUACGAUAAUAUCACCGGUAAAAUUUCGCUCACGUGGCGGUCGGAUGCCCUCGCCAUGGAGCCGGAGAGCGAGGAAUAUGACUACGCGGUUGUCGCAGUACCCUUCUCCAAAGUCAGGCUUUGGGAGCUGCCAGCGUUCUCAUCUCUUCUUACGCGCGCUAUCAGCUCUAUGAACUACCAGCAGUCCUGCAAGGUCGCGCUGCACUACAAGACGCGCUUCUGGGAGCACCUUGAUCCUCCUAUCAUUGGUGGCUGUGGAUCUACGGAUAUUGCCGGUAUUGGUUCUGUCUGCUAUCCUUCGUAUAAGAUCAACUCGUCGCUCCCAGGGGUAAUACUGGCAUCCUACUCGUCGGGCACUCCUGCACGUUCACUCGCAGCACUGAGCACAGCGGACCACAUUGGCCUUGUGCAGCGCGCAAUGAUCGAGGUUCACGGCGAGAUUGCGGCCGAGCAUUUUACCGGGGCAUUUGAACGCCAGUGCUGGGAGGUGGAUGAGCAUCAGGCGGGGGCCUGGGCUGCUCCUUUUGUGGGGCAGCAGGAACUCUACCUCCCGGCUUACUACAAGACGGAGUUCAACACCAUUUUCGUGGGUGAACACACUUCAUACACGCAUGCUUGGAUUUUCUCGGCGCUGGAUUCAGCUGUGCGUGGUACGACGCAAUUGCUGCUUGACUUAGGGCUUGUUGAUGAAGCCAAACAGAUUGUGAACACGUGGAUGGGAAGAUGGAUACACCUUUAGUCUCUGGGGAGUUGGGCGCACGACCCAACUCUGAAUCGAGCGAGGUCAUUGUCACAAUCGCCUUUCUGUUGUGGGCUACAGUCCAAGUGGGAGUAUCCAAAUCACAUCUCACUAGUUCACCAUCAUUCCACCCGGGAGCUCCGCCAGCCAGCCCUCCAGAUUCUCUUUCACACUCACCUUCUUCGUGCACUUAUUGGCUUGCUCGAUCGACUGGGCCUUCAAAGCCGGGCACCUCAGAUUGUUGCCGAACAGGUCGCUGUUGCACUGACUGUUUGAAU
Trematosphaeria pertusa is the source of this 2619-nucleotide messenger RNA. RefSeq lists its product as uncharacterized. The record is from RefSeq and is a predicted model, not a curated record. Bases 305 to 2341 code for a protein of 678 amino acids. The transcript is spliced from 2 exons. Gene Ontology annotation, biological process: amino acid catabolic process. Gene Ontology annotation, molecular function: polyamine oxidase activity; L-amino-acid oxidase activity. NCBI's taxonomy places the organism in Eukaryota, Fungi, Ascomycota, Dothideomycetes, Pleosporales, Trematosphaeriaceae.